Anastrepha ludens (Mexican fruit fly) is the source of this 2029-nucleotide messenger RNA. RefSeq names its product maternal protein pumilio-like. The record is from RefSeq and is a predicted model, not a curated record. NCBI's taxonomy places the organism in Eukaryota, Metazoa, Arthropoda, Insecta, Diptera, Tephritidae. The transcript is spliced from 8 exons. The coding region runs from base 23 to 2014 and encodes 663 amino acids.
GUUGCAGCACCAGCAACAACACAUGAAGUUAUUGGGUGGUAGCGAUGAUCGUAAUGGGCGCGGCGAUCAAAGCAUACCGCGCGUGCAGGAAGAGGCGGGUGGGGGCUUCAUUUUUCAACCGUCUGGCACAUCUAUGCAUGACAUGGCGGCUGCCGAAUAUGCAGCACAAUUCGCUCAAAAACGCUGGGCUUGCGGUGAUGAGCAUCCAAUUGAUAAUCCGGACAAAUGGAAAUAUAAUCCGCCACCACCAAUGAAUCCGGGCAAUGCCACACCCGGUGGGCCACCUGGCAGCGGUCCGGGCACUAUCGGCCCCAUUGGCAUGAGUGCAGGUAUCGGCAGCAUCGGAACGAAUGGUGGUCUACAUCCCUCGCUUAGUGGACCCUCCCAAAUGGGCGUUGGACAAAUGGGCGUAGGCGGUAGUAGCGCAGCCGCAGCCGCUGCCGGCAUGGCUGCCAUGCACACAGCUGCUGUGGUGAAGCAUAAUCAUAUGAUGUCGCAGGUGGUUGCCGCCCAGCAACAACAUCAACAACAGCAGCAGCAGCAACAACAGCAACCGCCACAUCCGGCACAUCAACAGCCAGGACCACAACAGCAGCAACAACAACAGCAGCAGCAGCAACAACAAACGCAACAACAUGGCGGCGGCGGAGGUGGUCAACAGAUGACACUUUCACACUCACAGCAGCAGCAGCAACAACAUCAACAGCAACAACAACAACAACAGCAGCAGCAGCAACAGCAACAUGGGCCGCCACACCCUUCCCAAAUGGGAUCACAUCAGCAAUUCGGCUCGAAUUUACUCAAUCAUGCCAUGAAUAAUCCAGCAGCUGCCGCAGCGGCUGCCGCCAUUGCUGCUAGCAUGCAACCAACUCAUAUGCAGAUACCAACCGCUAUGCAAGCAGGCAAUUGCAAUAUGUAUGAUCACCCUGGCGUACAUCCUGGAGUUGGCAUGAACGGUGUGCCCAAGCCACCUGGUCCACCGGGACCACCUGGCGGACCCGGCGAGUUAGUGUAUUUCGGUGGUCAGCCACCAAAUGCAGCUGCAGCUGCUGCUGCCGCCGCCAUGGGCAUGUUGCCGCAAAAUCACUUCAUGAAUAAUGCUGCCGCGGCAGCUGCAGCCGCAAAUCGUAAUGCAGCAGCGAUCACCACAUCCACUGCCAAAAAGCUAUGGGAGAAAUCCGAUGGCAAAGGUACCACUUCGGGUGGCGUAACCGGUGGCCCGCUAAAUCCGCUGCAUAUACCCGGCGUCGGCGAUCAUCCAGUUUGGAAAGACUCGACAUGGUCUACACAAGGAGAAAAUAUUCUGGCACCACCGCGCCCGCGCACCUUUCCACAAACACCAGAUUCGAAUACGAGCACCAAUGCGGGCAUAUUGAGCCCUCGUGAUGCCACCAGCGGUUUGGGUGUAAAAAUGGUCGAAUAUGUUUUGGGUGGCUCACCAACUAACAAGGAGAGUCCACUCUCCAGCCUGGAGCCGCGUUUGCGAAGUCUGAAAUUUGAUGACAAUGACAAGUCACACGACGAAAAGGAAAAGGCCAAUUCUCCGUUUGACACAAACGGCCUAAAGAAAGACGACCAAGUAACAAAUACUAAUGGCGUUGUCAAUGGCAUUGAUGACGAAAAAGGAUUUAAUCGCACACCCGGCUCCCGUCAGCCCUCACCAGCUGAAGAAACGCUGCCACGCCCACCCACAUUACUCGAUCCCACUCAGCAUGGUGGCUUCCCGACGCAUCCAUUCAAUCACAUGCUCAACUCUAUGGAUCACCAAGGUGGACCGGGCAAUCAAAUGAAUUCGUAUCCGCCACAUCAAAUGCAGAUGGGCCAACUACAACCGCCCGUGAUGAACGGCGUCGGUGGAAUGCAAAUGGCACAGAGCCCCAUGAUGAACCAUCAGAAUCAAGGACCAAACCAAAUCGAAUCUCCUGGAAAUUUAUUGCAGCAGCAGCAACCAAGUUUUGAUGUACAGGUAAGUCUCUGCUAUGAUAUCGUGCUAAGCAUAUUAAGUUAUGAAUAACGGUAUGUACACAUA